Molecule: messenger RNA, 2989 nt
Organism: Mus caroli (Ryukyu mouse)
Lineage: Eukaryota; Metazoa; Chordata; Mammalia; Rodentia; Muridae
Gene: Pelo
Product: pelota mRNA surveillance and ribosome rescue factor
Biological process (GO): nuclear-transcribed mRNA catabolic process, non-stop decay; nonfunctional rRNA decay; ribosome disassembly
Cellular component (GO): cytoplasm
Source: RefSeq, a predicted model, not a curated record
AACCUCUAAGAAAGAUGGCUGACAUCAGUUAACACGAUUAAGCCUCCCUUUAACCUCCUCUCCUCAAUUAAGGAUAGGGAGCUCUGCAACAAAACGCAGUGAGCGAGCCUAUGUGGUUAGGAUUUCUCUGCUCCCCCACUGUCUUCAUUCAGAAAGAGAGUUCUCUGUAUUUCCAUCGCCACUGUACCAAAGGGGAUGGGAGAAACGGAAUGGAUUUUUGUUUGUUUUUCUUUUUCUUUUCUUUUCCUUUACAACCAAUUCUUUGGCUCUUCUUUUGGGGUGGUCAUAUUAGAUUAGCUUAUCUUUACUUCCCAUAUCCUCAACUUUUGGCCAGUCAGUGGCAGGGAAGAUCGACCGCUAAUCUAUUGCAGUCAGGCUCCCACACUGAACGCCUCAGAGACUGCUGCGCUGAGUUGGCCCAUUUGGAUUCUGGGAUUCCCAGGACAUCAAUCAGGUCAAGCUACAUAGAGGUCCACCAGGGGUACAUUCCACGCAUUCCACUGCUCUCUCUGGGCCCUGUCCUUUAACAUCUGGGUUAACUGGAUCGUGCAAACAGGGUAACAGGCGCAGAAAACAGCUGGACACGUUGCUGAGCCCAGACUGUACGUGACUAGUUCUUAGAAACAGCUUCUGGAUAUCUCUGAGCCAACAAGCGCGUCGGUCUAAGUGCUGGUAGGGAAAGAGCGAGCAAAGCCAGGCAGAGUUUGAACUUCGCGGGGGAUGGAGUGGGGGGGACAAGUCUGAACUUUUGAGGGCGCUUUUCACUUUUACAUAAGUUCUGAAGCUGGCUUCACGCCAAGGUGCGGAAUGAUAAACCCAGCUUAAAUGCAUAUGUUUGCACUCACGUACUCGGCACGUGCUCGCACACAGGGAUGCGCCGGGAGGGUAAAGCUCGGUUUUUAAGAGCGCUGACCGCCUCCUUUGACGUUUACCCAGGACGAGCCUUUCCUUUUACUGCGCCUGCGUGCGCGCGCCGCCGGCAGGCCCCGCCUCUCUGGUAGGGACCCACAACAGACUUGCGCCGGGAGGCGGGCUGCGCCUGCGCGAUCCGCCGCGUCAGCCGGUUUCGCGGGGCGGGCGACUGGAAGUCCCGAGAGUUGACUCGUGCUGAGCGUGAGCUUUGCCGCGCCGCGCGUGGGCCAGCGCGCGGAGACUUGAGAAAAAGCGUGGGGUAAAAGUGCUGUCCGGAGCUGCAAGAGUCAGAGGUAGUGUUUCCUUCCGGGCCUGAGCCCGCCGCCCCUUCCCUGCCCCGCCCCCCCUCCUGGGGUCCCCCCCUCUCCCCCCGAGCCUCCUCUGUUCUGAACUGAGCCCCUGCUGAGGUCAUGAAGCUCGUGAGGAAGGAUAUCGAGAAGGACAAUGCGGGCCAGGUCACCCUCGUCCCCGAGGAGCCCGAGGACAUGUGGCACACCUACAAUCUAGUGCAGGUGGGCGACAGCCUGCGCGCCUCCACCAUCCGCAAGGUCCAGACCGAGUCCUCCACGGGCAGCGUGGGGAGCAACCGUGUCCGCACCACCCUCACCCUUUGCGUGGAGGCCAUCGACUUUGACUCCCAGGCCUGCCAGCUGCGGGUGAAGGGGACCAAUAUCCAAGAGAAUGAGUAUGUCAAGAUGGGGGCUUACCACACCAUCGAACUGGAGCCCAACCGCCAGUUCACCCUGGCCAAGAAACAGUGGGACAGUGUGGUUCUGGAACGCAUCGAGCAGGCUUGCGACCCGGCGUGGAGCGCUGAUGUGGCAGCUGUGGUCAUGCAGGAGGGCCUGGCCCACGUCUGCUUAGUCACGCCCAGCAUGACCCUUACCCGGGCCAAGGUGGAGGUGAACAUCCCCAGGAAACGGAAAGGCAACUGCUCCCAGCAUGACCGGGCCCUGGAGCGGUUCUAUGAACAGGUGGUCCAGGCCAUCCAGCGCCACAUAAACUUCGAGGUUGUAAAGUGCGUUCUGGUGGCCAGCCCUGGAUUCGUGCGAGAGCAGUUCUGCGAUUACAUGUUUCAGCAAGCUGUGAAGACGGACAAUAAAGUGCUCCUGGAAAACCGCUCCAAAUUCCUUCAGGUGCACGCCUCCUCUGGACACAAGUACUCCCUGAAAGAGGCCCUCUGCGACCCUACCGUAGCGAGCCGCCUUUCAGACACAAAGGCAGCCGGCGAAGUAAAAGCCUUGGAUGACUUCUACAAAAUGUUACAGCACGAGCCCGACCGAGCGUUCUAUGGACUCAAGCAGGUGGAGAGGGCCAAUGAAGCCCUGGCCAUAGACACUUUGCUCGUCAGUGAUGAGCUCUUCCGGCAUCAGGAUGUGGCCACCCGGAGCCGGUAUGUCAGGCUGGUGGACAGUGUGAAGGAGAAUGCAGGCACCGUAAGGAUAUUCUCUAGUCUCCAUGUGUCGGGGGAACAGCUGGGCCAGCUGACGGGAGUAGCCGCCAUUCUCCGCUUCCCAGUGCCAGAACUUUCUGACCAAGAGGAUGAUUCGAGUUCUGAAGAGGAUUAAGAAUGGCAGUUAAUAGUUUCUUCCCUGGUUUCCUCAGCAUCCUUGGCAGGUGCCAGAGCGGCGCUUGUUGAUCCUGCUGGGGUUUCUUGUGUGUUGGGUUCACAUUAAGUGUUUUAUGAUUUGGUCGGCAGGACAUGUAUUCAAAUUAAAUAAAUCACAACGAUGUCCAAGCUUAUGUUUUCUAGUUCGAGUUACUGUUUUUUAAAUACCUGGAAACAGCAACUUGUGUAGUUAAGAAAAAAAAAAAAAGGCUGUUUGGGGGUUUGACAAUGAAACCCCACAUACCAACUUUUCUUGGUUUUCCUCCUAAAAGGCUUUUAUCUCUUUUGACAUUUAUUUCCAUUCGACUUGGUGUUUCCAAGUUUCAUUUCGUGCUCCACUUCUUUUUCACCUCUUUCUAGCUUUCCCCUCCCCUCUCCCUACACCAUCCCCCACCCCCCGCAAGAUUUUGACUACAUUCACGAUUUGAAGUGGUAACCAAACAGUAAAUAAAGCCAGUCUAAAUGUUA